GACAACACUCGGCAAACCAUUUCCACAUUGGAGCUGUUUCCGCACCCUUAUGCAAAAGCACUAUAGAUAUAAUAAGUCUCGAAAGCGCCUCGAGCUAUAGCUCGCAUGGUUUGGCGUAGUUGGACUUUCUGGGUGGCUUGCGGUGCUUUUGUUACAUGUGCGUGGCGACACACCUAGACUUGGAUGAGGGAGGAUUCGGUGAUGGCCGCUACAGGUGCGGCACCAAUAUCAUCGUUACUCAAUGUCAUGAGCGAGCAGUCACAGCCGUCAACCAGUCGUGCUGCCCAGCCAACAAUCCUCCACCAGCAAAGAAUUGCACGCAAUGGCCGCAUGUAUUACAGCCAGUGGUAUCGCACUUAUCCCUUUCCGUGCGAUGAUACUGAGCAACACCGUCUCGAUGUGAUGCACAGAGCCUGGUUCGAGGCGAUGGGACAACGGCUACACCUUGCCACCCUAAGAGACUCUCCAAUGCGGAUUCUUGAUGUUGGCUACGGGACUGGCAUAUGGGCGCUUGACAUGGCUGAGACGUACCCUAAUGCAGAGAUUGUGGCGAUCGACAUUGGCGAGGACCACCCCGUACUGCGUGGGUUCGACAAUGUCGAUUUUCGUCCCAACGUCGACUUUACCACCAACGAUUGGGGAGUGGAAACGGCGUCCUUCGACUUCAUUCACUGUGCAAUGCUGUGCGGAAGCGUCCCGGACUGGCGACGCUUCGUCGAGCGUAUUUCGAGCCUUCUCAAGCCCGGUGGACAGGCCGAGUUUGUUGAGCUUGACUGGACUCCCCGGUGCGACGAACAGUCCCUGCCGCCUGGUUCGCCCGUCUCUCGGUGGUGGCAAGCCAUGCAGGACGCGAGCAUAGUCAAUACCAAGCCGAUUACCUAUCCUGAUGAUCUCGAAGCGUUUCUAGAGGAGGCAAGGUGUCCUGCAUCCAGCCACCACACUAUCGAAGUCAAUACGUCUGAAAACUAUCGGGAAUACCACGAGGACGAGCAGCGGAAUGUGGUCGCACGAUGGUUUAAGCUCUUCAUGUUUGAUACCAACUUCCAGAGCUUCACUGGCAUGAGUAUGGGCUUACUCACAACCCACCUUGGCUGGGCUCCGGAAGAGGUGGUCGCUCUGUGCGAGAAUGUUCGCGAUAUUCUGAAAGACACCUAUUCUCCGGUGUAUUACAAACUGCACGUUGUUACCGCGCGCAAGAGAGGCGGUCGAGUGUCCAGUCUGUGACGCUAGGCCGCGAACGAGCCCCAGGGCUUACGAACAGGCAACAUGAACAUGGCUCAUUGCAGCGAUCAGACCAUCAGACAGUGGAUCUAAUUCCAGACCGCACACGAGAGCCUGCCGGCUAGCAGCAACGUUGUUGUGAGGCAGUGUCCCCAAAAGACGGCAUCUCGCUACAACGUCCCGUGCGCUGUUCGACUGGCACCCACCCGUAGUUGCAUAUUCCAGCUUCUAAAGAGGAUGGAACCAUCGUGGGCCGAGCGCCGACUCACACGUGCUUGAGCUCUGAGGAUCUAGUAGCCAAGCCAGCAGAUCGGAUACGAACGCCCGAAAAGGAGUGACGAGACCAUGAGACGGCGUCAUUUGGAAGUACUUGUUGAGAUUUACUGUAUGAUAGAUAACAAUGUAAUAUCAAUAUGCAUCAAGCUGCU
Molecule: messenger RNA, 1649 nt
Organism: Baudoinia panamericana UAMH 10762
Lineage: Eukaryota; Fungi; Ascomycota; Dothideomycetes; Mycosphaerellales; Teratosphaeriaceae
Exons: 5
Coding region: 184-1224 (346 amino acids)
Molecular function (GO): methyltransferase activity
Source: RefSeq, a predicted model, not a curated record